AUGUCUGAGAAUAUUCCCACCGAUGGCACUGGCGUGAUCGGCCUCGACCCGUGGCUCGAACCCCAUCGCGACGUCCUCAAAGCUAGGUACCAGCUCGUCGAGAAAUGGGCCAAGGACAUCAAUGAGCACGAGGGAGGCUUGGACAAGUUCAGCAAGGGCUAUGAAACAUUCGGUCUCCACGCCCAGCCAAACGGCGACAUCACAUACCGGGAAUGGGCCCCCAAUGCGAAGGAAGCGUCGCUGGUCGGUGAUUUCAGUAGGUCUGCCAUUAAUCUCAGAAAUAUUCAGAAACUAACCCUGACAGACAACUGGGACACCAAUGCCAACCCCAUGACGAGAGACAGCUUUGGAGUCUGGAAUGUAAUCGUUCCGGCCAAGGACGGCCAAGCCGCCAUCCCCCACGACAGCAAGAUCAAGAUCACAAUGGUCCUCCCUACCGGAGAGCGCAUCUACCGACUCCCCGCGUGGAUCAAGCGCGUAGUCCAGGACCUGAGCGUGUCGCCUGCAUACGACGCUGUCUUCUGGAACCCGCCCGCAGAAGAGGUCUACAAGUUCCAGAACCAGCGGCCCAAGAAGCCCGCCAGCCUGCGCAUCUACGAAGCGCACGUCGGCAUCUCAUCGCCGGAGACCAAGGUCGCCACGUACAAGGAGUUCACGAAGAACAUGCUCCCGCGCAUCAAGUACCUAGGCUACAAUGCGAUUCAGCUGAUGGCCAUCAUGGAGCAUGCGUACUACGCAAGCUUCGGAUACCAGGUCAACAACUUCUUUGCGGCGAGUAGCCGCUACGGAUCCCCGGAGGAUCUGAAGGAGCUUGUUGACACGGCCCAUAGCCUGGGUCUGGUGGUGCUGCUUGAUGUGGUGCACAGCCACGCUUCCAAGAACGUCAUUGACGGUAUCAAUGAGUUCGAUGGAACGGACCACCUCUAUUUCCAUGGUGGUGCCAAGGGUCGUCAUGAGCUGUGGGACAGUCGUCUCUUCAACUAUGGUAACCACGAGGUACUGCGGUUCCUCCUGAGUAACCUCCGUUUCUGGAUGGAGGAGUACCAGUUCGAUGGAUACCGCUUUGACGGUGUCACCAGCAUGCUUUACACACAUCACGGUAUCGGAACUGGUUUCUCCGGUGGCUACCACGAGUACUUCGGACCAGCCGUCGACGAAGAAGGCGUGACAUACCUGACUCUCGCUAACGAGAUGCUGCACAACAUCUACCCCGACGUAAUCACAGUCGCCGAAGACGUCUCCGGCAUGCCUGCCCUAUGUCUCCCCCAUGCCCUAGGCGGUGUUGGCUUCGACUACCGUCUCGCCAUGGCCGUCCCAGACAUGUACAUCAAGCUUCUGAAAGAAAGCCAAGACAGCGACUGGGACAUGGGCAAUCUCUCCUUCACCCUGACCAACCGCCGACACGGCGAGAAGACCAUCGCCUACGCCGAAAGCCACGACCAAGCCCUGGUCGGCGACAAGACCCUCAUGAUGUGGCUCUGCGACAAAGAAAUGUACACGCACAUGUCCACCCUAACCGAAUUCACCCCCAUCAUCGAACGCGGCAUGGCCCUCCACAAGAUGAUCCGUCUCGUAACCCACGCCCUAGGAGGCGAAGGCUACCUGAACUUCGAAGGCAACGAAUUCGGACAUCCCGAAUGGCUCGAUUUCCCCCGCGCAGGAAACGGCAACUCAUUCUGGUAUGCCCGUCGCCAACUAAACCUAACAGAAGACAAGUUGCUGCGGUACAAGUUCCUCAAUGAGUUCGAUCGUGGAAUGCAGCUCACUGAAGAGAAGUAUGGAUGGCUUUCUGCUCCGCAGGCAUACAUCAGUUUGAAGAACGAGUCUGACAAGGUCCUUGUCUUUGAGCGUGCGGGUCUGCUUUGGAUCUUCAAUUUCAAUCCUACGCAGAGUUUCACGGAUUAUCGUGUUGGUGUUGAUGUUGCCGGGACGUAUCGCAUUGUUCUUGAUACUGAUGAUGUGGCGUUUGGUGGGUUGGGGAGGAAUGUUAAGGAUACGCGCUUCUUUACUACUGAUCUGGAGUGGAACGGUCGGGCCAAUUUCGUGCAGGUCUAUAUUCCCACCAGAACUGCUUUGGUCCUGGCUUUGGAAAACACCCUGUGA
Molecule: messenger RNA, 2103 nt
Organism: Penicillium olsonii
Lineage: Eukaryota; Fungi; Ascomycota; Eurotiomycetes; Eurotiales; Aspergillaceae
Source: the annotation of a GenBank genome assembly